UUCUCUUUUUUCCCUGAAUAGGAAGAAAGAAGCCUGAGACAGCAGCCUAUGAAGACUGUGAAGACAAUCCUGAAUAGCAAUUAUGAAUGGUGUUGCUGCUAGGCUUGUUCUGCGGAGCAUCUGAAAUGAACCUCUCUUAUUGAUUGUUUUUAUUGGCCCAGAGCCAGGAGUACUGGAUUCAGUUGACUUCAGGAUUAAAAAGAGAACAGUCCUGGUUAUCAUCAUAAACAUAUGAACCAGUGUGAUGGUGAAAUGAGAUGAGGCUCCGAAAUGGAACUGUAGCUACUGUUUUAGCAUUUAUCACUUCAUUCCUGACUUUAUCUUGGUAUACUACGUGGCAAAAUGGGAAAGAAAAACUGAUUGCUUAUCAACGAGAGUUUCUUGCCUUGAAAGAACGUCUUCGAAUAGCUGAACAUAGAAUCUCUCAGCGCUCUUCUGAAUUAAACGCCAUUGUACAACAGUUCAAGCGUGUAGGAGCAGAAGCAAAUGGAAGUAAGGAUGCAUUAAAUAAAUUUUCAGAUAAUACCCUAAAGCUAUUAAAGGAGUUAACAAGCAAAAAAUCUCUUCAAGUGCCAAGUAUUUAUUAUCAUUUGCCUCAUUUAUUGCAAAAUGAAAGAAGCCUUCAGCCUGCUCUGCAGAUUGGUAAUGGAAGAACAGGAGUGUCAAUAGUAAUGGGAAUUCCCACAGUGAAGAGAGAAGUUAAAUCUUACCUCAUAGAAACCCUUCAUUCCCUUAUUGAUAAUCUGUAUCCUGAAGAGAAGUUGGACUGUGUUAUAGUAGUCUUCAUAGGAGAGACAGAUAGUGAUUAUGUACACAGCGUUGUAGCCAACCUGGAGAAAGAAUUUUCUAAAGAAAUCAGUUCUGGCUUGGUGGAAAUAAUAUCCCCGCCUGAAAGCUAUUAUCCUGACCUGACAAACUUAAAGGAGACAUUUGGAGACUCCAAAGAAAGAGUAAGAUGGAGAACAAAGCAAAACCUAGAUUAUUGUUUUCUAAUGAUGUAUGCUCAGGAAAAGGGAAUAUAUUACAUUCAGCUUGAAGAUGAUAUUAUUGUCAAACAGAAUUACUUUAACACUAUAAAAAAUUUUGCACUUCAACUUUCUUCUGAGGAAUGGAUGAUACUAGAGUUCUCCCAGCUGGGCUUCAUUGGUAAAAUGUUUCAAGCACCAGACCUCACUCUGAUUGUGGAAUUCAUAUUUAUGUUCUAUAAGGAGAAACCCAUUGAUUGGCUCUUGGACCAUAUACUCUGGGUAAAAGUCUGCAACCCUGAAAAAGAUGCAAAACAUUGUGAUAGACAGAAAGCAAAUCUACGAAUUCGCUUCAGACCUUCCCUUUUCCAGCAUGUUGGUCUGCAUUCUUCUCUAUCAGGAAAAAUUCAGAAACUCACGGAUAAAGAUUACAUGAAACCAUUACUUCUUAAAAUCCAUGUAAACCCACCUGCAGAGAUAUCUACUUCUUUGAAGGUCUACCAAGGACAUACACUGGAGAAAACUUACAUGGGGGAGGAUUUCUUUUGGGCUAUCACCCCAGUAGCCGGAGACUAUAUCUUGUUCAAAUUUGAUAAGCCAGUCAAUGUAGAAAGUUAUUUGUUCCACAGCGGCAACCAAGAACAUCCAGGAGAUAUUCUGCUAAACACAACUGUGGAAGUUUUGCCUUUUAAGAGUGAAGGUUUGGAAAUAAGCAAAGAAACCAAAGACAAACGAUUAGAAGAUGGUUAUUUCAGAAUAGGAAAAUUUGAGAAUGGUGUUGCCGAAGGAAUGGUGGAUCCCAGUCUAAACCCCAUUUCAGCCUUUCGACUUUCAGUUAUUCAGAAUUCUGCCGUUUGGGCCAUUCUUAAUGAGAUUCAUAUUAAAAAAGUCACCAACUGAUCAUCUGCUAAGAAACCAGUACAUUUUUUCCCUGUGAAUUUGUUAAUUAAAGAUAGUUAAGCAUGUACCUUUUUUUUACUUGAACACUACCUCUUGUGAAAUCUACUAUAGAUAAGAUGAUUGUCAUUUCCACUUGGAAAGUGAACCUCCCAUGGAUAAUUGCAUUCAUUCGAACCUAAGCUGUCCUCCAAUUUUAACUUGACUCAAACAUUUUACAGUUAUGACAGGCUGUUAAUAUGACUUGUACUAUUUUGGUAUUAUACUAAUACAUAAGAGUUGUACAUAUUGUUACAUUCCUUAAAUUUGAGAAAAAUUAAUGUUAAAUACAUUUUAUGAAGGGGGUACUUUUGAAGUUCAUUUAUUUUACUAUUAUAGACCCUCUUUUAUAGAUUAUCAGGGAUUAUAUAUAUAUAUAAAUAUAUAAAUAUACAUAAAAAUGUUAUGGAGUUAAUUUAUUAGAAACAUUUAAGAAGUACAUAUUUUUGUGCAGUAAAUUUUUGAAUCAAUACUUUUUUUGAAAAGUUACCUUGCUUUUUUAAGUUCUUUCUAUAUUUUUCUUUGGAAAUGCAAACAUUACAGAUUAAUGCCAUUUUUCAAAUGCACUGCCAUUUAAGAAUGAUUCUAGAUUGAUUUCCUAACUGAAGUACUUUUAUAAUUGCAGUGAUUCUGAACAAAAUAUUUUCAAAGGCAUUUGUCAUUCCUUAAAGCCAAGAUUUUAAAGACCAAUGUCCUUCUUGAGGGUUAUUUUAUUAUGCUGUUUAUGGUGUAAAAAAUCAGUCUGAUAAAUUUUAAUGUGCAGGGGUCAUGCAUUCAACCCAAAUUAUCAUGGACUCAACUCAUUCCCUCUGAUGUGUAAAAUGACAAACUCUUUUUUCUUUUUGAAUCUGUCUUUGAUCCAUGAGUUAGAUGCAUUCUCUCUUGUUGAUCCUUUUAUAUCUGCACCCAUUUAAUGAGUUCUGACAAAAUGUUUUCUAGGUAAUGUUAUUGUAUGAGUCAAAAUCAUUGAAUUUUACAGAAAAAAUUGUAAUACUGGUUUUUAGGGAGAGGUACUGUAGCAGCUGUAUGUUUUUGCAAAAUGAUUUAUUCUGUUGGCAUUAUGAACUUACAGGUAAAUUCAUAUCUGAAGAGUACUUAUUGCUCUUAAUCAUGCAAUUCCAAAUGUUAUUACUACUGUAAACAAAAAUACUAUCAGCCUCAGCAAUCAGUGAUCUUUACAAAAGUAUUUUAAGAAGUUCCAAAAUGAUCAGCAUCAGUUUCGGGGGGUUGCAGGUGGGUUCCAGAGAGAUGUGCAGAGAUUGAUCCCCUGAGCUCUCGGACUAGCCAGUGGCUGAGGCCUCCGGGGGCUGGAGGUGCCGGCUAGUUGCCCCUUGCCUAGAGGAGCUUCCCGCGGUUACCCAGGAUGCUGAACAAAGAGCUUCCAGAGAGCCUUGUUUUCUGUACAGUAUGAUGGAGUGAAAAAUGUUGGGAAACAUGGAUAGGGUACAGUUCUUUCCAUUACUCCUACUGGAAUCAUGUCAGUUACUUUCCUUGAUUAAAAAGUUACACAUUGCCAUGAAUAAUUUUUUAUGUCCAAGUCUAGUGAAACAUUUUUGCUGGGUUUUUUAGAUUUCACUUUCUUUAAUUUACUUUUUAUUUUGUCCUCACAUUUCCCUGGCCUGAUGCCCACAGGCCCAUUUCAUUUGAAAAGAAUGACCUUUCAUUAUAAAACUUUGGCAGCUGUUGAACAUGCUGACUGCUAGACCAGCCAAGUGUCAGGAGGGAAAGCUCUGGGGUGGGUUGAGAAGUCCUCUCAUUUCCCUUCCACAGUAGCCCACUGCUGAUUUGGGGGAGAAGGACCAUGCACUGAAGAUCAGGGAGGUGACGGUUACCUCCUUGCCUUUAGUGAGGGCUGCUCAGUCUUAAGACUGGUGAGCCGUACUAGCCAGCUUCUUCCUGUUCUGCUCGGUGUCCCCGCCCAGGCUUAGCUCUCCCCUCCUGUUCCUGAGAAUACUUUGAGCCAAAUCUCACCCACCUUUCACAGACUCUCUCGUGCACUCCUCCCGUGAAGUGUUACCAGUGCCUAGUCAUGCCAGGAAUAGUGCCUGGCACGUGGCACGUGCCCAGUCCGGGGCUGGACGAGGGGCCCAACUGUCCCAGCCCACACUCCUUUCUUUUCAACUCCCUACGUUCCUUGCCACACAUUUACAUACGCACUCAGCUGCCGAGUUUUUGGUUGCUCCUGGCGAGUGUGUGUGUAUGUGUGCGCACAUUCUCCCACCAACCAGGCUUCAAGCUCCUGGGGUAGGCCUGUAACUCAUCCUUCCUGUCUGUCUUCUGGUGCAGCAGGUGCUCCCCAAUCAUCUCAUUGUUGGUCUCUCCCUGCCCCCACUUCCUUUCUAGACCAUUAGAAACAGCCAUGCUUUCCUCAAGCAAGACACUGUAGGGGUAGCCCUUGAGAGUAGUUGGGUGAAGUCUGGGGACAGAACGGUAGAGGAGGUGAAGAGUACCUGGGACUGAGGGAAGGAUAUACUUGGCCUCAAGAGGACACUGAACCACUUUUAUCAGAAUAGGGAGUGGGGACAGUGUCCAGUGGUGUCCAGUAUUUAAUUAUUACUAUAUAGAGAUAAAUGAAACCUGGUUUGCAUCUGGUAUGUAUUUCACAUAAACUGUCAGACUCUAGAGCCGUGCUGUCCUAUACAGUAGCUAGUAGACACAUGGUGGCUGUUAAGUUUAAAUUAAUAAAACCUUCACCUCCUUAGUCACACUAGCUACAGUUCAAGUGCUCAUCAGCCACAUGUGGCUCGUGGCCCUCGGAGUGGAGGGCACAGAUAGAGAACCUUCUGUCCCUGCAGAAGGUUCUGUUGGGACAGCACUGUGUAAGGAGUGCUAAUGUGGACACUGGCGAAACCAGAGUAAUGAAUUCUGACGAGGAGGAUACAAGCAGACAUGCAGAAUAUAUCACAGUGCAGAUGAUGAGUAUUGUAGGUAAGAAGGUUGAGGACUGUUUCCGGGAUUCUAAGACCCCAGAUUUCUGAGUUCUCUAAGUCUCAUGUGCUCUUUACACACACACGGGGUCCUACCAUGUCGUCAAACAAGAACAGUGGUUUCAGGCAGUGAGAUUGAAAAGCUUUUGGAAAAAGUGCGUGUGGAUGAUCUGGCAGGCAGGCUGUAGACACAUAUGUGUAUAUUAAUUCAGCCACAGAGAGGUCUUUGGAAAAGGUACAGCUUUUCAGAUCAGGGGUUGCACCAGUAAGUGAUCAGAAGGUGUCCUUAUUUCAAAGUUUUCUUCAGCAACGUUCUGAAGGCUUCUUUUCAAUCUGUUAUUGUCACGAAAAGGUGGUCUCCCAACAGUGCUGUCCUCAAAGGCAAGUUUGGUUAAUACGGAAACAGCAUGUUUGGAGCGAUUGCUCUCAUUAAUGGCAUUGUGUAUUUGUAGUAGCCAGAAUUCUCCAGGUGACCUUCAGGUACCGUAGAUGAGAUCCUCCCCUUUUGCGUGUGGGUGGAAGCCAUGAAUCUCACCCAUAAUCAUGUUCAGCUAAUCUAACCCUGUGAGCCCUUUAAAAGCAGAGUUUUCUUAGGCUGGUAGCAUAAGUCAGAUUCAAAGCAGGACUCGAGGCACCACUGCUGAUUUAAGAUGGAGGGGCCGCAGGAGAAGAAAUGGCCUGUCAGGAGCUGAGAGACCUCCGCCAACAGCCACGGGACCCAGAACUACAGCCCUACAGCCACAGGAACUUGAUCAGUCAACAAACUGAGGGAGCUUGCAACUAGAGUCUUCUCCAGCAGAUGAGAGCCCAGCCCCGCCAACACCGUGACUCAAGCCUCGUGAGAUCCUAUGCAGAGGACUCCAACCAAGCCCGCCCUGACUUCUGGUCUGCAGAACUGUGAGAUAAUAAAUAGGUAUUGUUUUAAGCCUCUGAAUUCGUGGUGAUUUGUUAUGCAGCAAUAGAGAAUGAAUAUAGUAUUUAAAAGAGGUGAGGAGGAAAAGUCUUCCUACUUGAUUCCCUAUAGUUAGCUUGGAGAUGUUAAUAACCACGGGAGUCAAGUCUUACACUAGCAAACUUACACCUGGGCCACCUCUGGGGUUUCUCUCCCUGAGAAUCUCAAGUAGUCUUGAUUGGAAGUUUGUUGCCAAAAACUUGGGAGUAUCUUAGCAAUGUUUUGUAAAAAAAAAAAACUAGAACAGGAUUGUUCUCAUUCCAGAACGAGGACCCAGUGUAUAUGGAAUCUUUUUCCUGGGAGAGGUAUUACUUUGUGCUGAUUUAUUCUGCUCUGAGCUUGUUCAGUAUAUUAUUUAAGAACGAUGAACAGUGGUACUUUAAAUAUUAGGAGAGAAAAAAAAUUUCUACCUUUUCGUAGAAAUCAGAUAAUCUACUCUGCAUUGAAGAACAUACUUUUUUUAGCCCAAAACUUACUUUAUUGUGUAAGAACAGAUCAAAUCCUGUAUGUGCCAACCAAAUUUUUGUACUUCGUGGGUGUUUUCCAAAAUACUUCUCUCCUUCCAAGCCAUUAAUGCUAAUGAGCUUGUUUUUAUUUUGGUUUGUAGAUUAAUUUUUGUGCUUAUUUUUACUAUAUUGCCAUACCCUUGAUAGAAGAACAGCAGAGAGCUAAAGGGAAUAAAAUGAGAGGCUAAGACUGUCAGAAAGUCAGAAAUUGGGAGUCCAAAUCAUCUUUGUGUUCUAGGGGAACCCAGAUAUCCCAGCUCUUUCUUUUAUAGAAAAGGAAACUUUUCCAAGCUGUGUAGCAUUAUUUAUAGUGUGUGAAAUUUGACAGCUGUACAAUUUUAAUUAUUAAUCUUGAUAUAUGCCAUGAUAAAUAGUAGGCUUACUUUAUUUCUUUAAUGCAUGUGAACAUACAAUGCUGAAAAGACUACGACCAUAUUAAAAAAAAAAAUUGUUAUAUAUAUCCCUAUCAUCAGUACCUAUAUAUAACCUCUUCUUGCCUGAAACACCCCACCUUUUUGGGCACUAACUAGAUCAUGUUCACGGGAACAAACAGGAAAGAGCUGGCUGUGUGCGUGUGAGCGUGUGUAUGUGUGUGCAUGCGUGUGUGUAUGCGUGUUAAGAAUUUAGAAGACAUUGUUCAAGAAAGUAAGCUGGGUAUUGAAUGGGAAAGCACUUUGUGCCAAGUAUCAUUCCCAGUGUUGUUCACAUUGCAGUAAAAAUGUUAAUAGUGGUGCUAAAAUUGUUCUCCAAAUAGGACUGUUUGUUGUGGGGAAUAUUUAAUGAUACUCUUGGACAUUAGGGAGGCUACUUUAUGUAUCACUUGCUCCUAGUUGUUUUUUGGUAUUAGUAAUUAGCAAAUCCGUCUGGAGUCAAAGCUUCGGUACUUUAGUAUGAUUAGCCUUCCAUUAUUUGAAAUGCUCAGUUUGCUGAAAUUGGGUGAAAAUACCUUUUGAAGACCUAUUCUUUGAGCCUUAAAAAUGGCUGAUAUCGACAGUACUGUAAGAUGCUAGGCCAGCAGAUUUGAUAUUUUUCAUUUCAGUGAAGACAGAGAUGUUUUCUAAGAAAGACUUAGAAAUCAGCUGACUGAAAAUAUGUUUCAUUUAUGGAAUAAAAAACUAACGUGUUUCUCAUAAAGAACACUGUUUGGAAAGGUCACGGAUGUUUCUGGAAGCACUCCUUAGAGAAGGUGCCUGAGGAAUUGCUUUUCCAGGCCGUACCAGAUUUUUUUUUUCUCCUUAAAUGUACUGUACAUAUUUUCCUUAAAAUGUUUUCAUUGGGUGAAUGGGUAGUAUCUGUAGUAAUAUUUUAGGUACCUGUUAAUAAGGUUUUUAAGGGAAGAUUAUUUAUUUUCAAAUUUGCUGCUAUAAUUGAAAACCUAAUAACUGGUCCUGUUGACUGUGCCUUUCAUUACUGUUUUCUCUGUGCCACAACUGUUUAUGUGUUUGGAAUAAAGACGUUUAAGAAGCCAUGUUGAAUUCAAGAUUCCUUCCAAUAAAAAUAGGUAAAACUUAA
Molecule: messenger RNA, 7798 nt
Organism: Leptonychotes weddellii (Weddell seal)
Lineage: Eukaryota; Metazoa; Chordata; Mammalia; Carnivora; Phocidae
Source: RefSeq, a predicted model, not a curated record